AAAUAAAGGUAAAAAUAAAUGGUAGACACACCUAACCUCUGACCCCUCUCACAGAAAGCAGAGGACAAUGAGCGUAAAUGGAAAAGAACCUCCACCCUACAACACACCAGUUGAAGGACAAGGUGAUAGUGGGGUGAAGGUAUAUCAUGUCCAUACCCCCUUCAACCCGCCUUCCUCCACCAUCCCCUCCAAUAACUACUCUGUGUUUCAGUCUCAGUCUCAGGGAAAGCCAGUGUACACCAGUGGAGGUGGUGGUAUUGGAGGAGGUGGUGAAACUCCUACUCAGAAGUUUGUGAGUUAUGACACAGAACUGGGCCGUUCAGAGGGCAUGACCACCUGCACUUCCUGUCAACAACAGGUGAUGACGAACGUGACCUAUAAAGUCGGAGCCUACGCCUGGCUCAUGUGCAUCCUCUUCAUCCUCUGUGGGUUGGUAGUAGGCUGCUGUCUGAUCCCAUUCUUCAUGAAACACUUUAAGGAUGCGUACCACUCCUGUCCUCGUUGCAACCGCAUUAUCCACGUGGACAAGCCACGCUGCUGCUGACCGCCAUACCACCACCCACCACUAGGAGAGCUGUUGCUGACUGCCAUACCACCACCCACCACUAGGAGAGCUGCUGCUGACCGCCAUACCACCACCCACCACUAGGAGAGCUGUUGCUGACUGCCAUAGCACCACCCACCACUAGGAGAGCUGUUGCUGACUGUCAUACCACCACCCACCACUAGGAGAGCUGUUGCUGACCGCCCUACCACCACCCACCACUAGGAGAGCUGCUGCUGACUGCCACAACAUCGCCCAACACUAGGAGAGCUGCUGCUGACUGCCACACCAUCGCCGACCACUAGGGGGAGCUGGUGCUGUGGCCAAUAUGCUUUACUACCAGCAGGGGAGCUGUGGCUCUACUCUCAGUCUGACCACUGGCCACUCUCUCGGUCUGGAUUCCAUUAGAAGAGCACCAGUACAGUGAAAUGCCUUUCUCACAGAAAACAUGCCCCUUUCCCUCAUGCACCCACAGCUCGGUGUAGGAAUUUGAGAGUGGUUAUAUUUAUCCAGCCCCAUCCCUCGGCUGUUUACCAAUGCAGUGGCAGGGCCAAGGUGACAGUUUUGGUAGUUCUUUGAAUUGCAGAUUGUCCUUUUAAAUUUCGGGCUUCAAUACGGCUCUUAUCUACACUCUUUCAGAACAGCGAGGGAGAGGAAAAGGGGGGGAUGUUUUCAGAAUGGAAUCCAGCCCAAGGGAGAGACCCCCUAGCAGCAGCCCCACAGAAACCUACAGGAUUACACAGUCGUAGGAUGAAUCCCAAAAUGGCACCCUAC
This is a messenger RNA of Oncorhynchus masou masou (cherry salmon), 1318 nucleotides long. It is a transcript of the gene litafd, whose product is annotated as Lipopolysaccharide-induced tumor necrosis factor-alpha factor homolog-like. NCBI's taxonomy places the organism in Eukaryota, Metazoa, Chordata, Actinopteri, Salmoniformes, Salmonidae. Gene Ontology annotation, molecular function: zinc ion binding. The transcript has 4 exons. The record is from RefSeq and is a predicted model, not a curated record. Bases 68 to 544 code for a protein of 158 amino acids. Gene Ontology annotation, cellular component: cytoplasmic side of late endosome membrane; cytoplasmic side of lysosomal membrane; nucleus.